UGUACCUAGGUGGUUCUUUCUAAGCCUUCAUUGCGAGCAUCGUACUGUCUGAAUUUUCCGUCCCGAAUCAUCACAUACUGAUGCAAGAGCCAAUUUUCCUAUCAAUUUCUUAUCAUCCACCAAGGGACGGCAUCACCAGCUGAGUUCAUCUCAAGUUACUCAUAUCCUUUCAUUGGCUGCAGCAAAGGCCAUGCUCAUCAUUUGCGCCGUGCGAUAACCAGAAUCAGACGUGCCGGCAAGAGUGUGACGGUGAGGGCUGUGGUUUUCGGGCUCUGCAAACCUUGAACGUCGCAUCUCGAGUAUUGACGCCUGAUCGAGUAUGGCGCGCGAGUGUGGACUUCGAAUACGUGGGGAGCCAGCCCACAAACUUAUUAGUUCCUCAGGGUCUUCGCGAAAGUAACCCGAUCGGGCGAAUUCCACGAGGUGGACGGUUCAACAUUAUUCCUCCGCCGACUACUACGACAAUUACCACUGGCCAAGUAGUAGCUGUCAGCUACUCCGCCUCCAUUGCAGUUACUGGCGAGGCUGUGCUUUGUUACACCGUGCACAGCCGUUCCUCAUUCUCAGGAGCCUAUACUGUGACGAUGAUUGGAACUCAAUGCGUAGAACCAUACAAACACGGUAGGGGCACUGUGGGGGGUCUGCUAACAACUUCAGCUCAAGAUUGUGUAUAUAUAUGUCUAUCGUUCACUUUCUCUUUCAUCAGAAAUCCCUCCAUAAUCAACACAUCUACCCACAGCGCCUAAGCAGCACUUAUUUGCACAGAUAUCAACCACUAUCAGAGGAACCCAGACCAGACUAGAAAGAAUACAACACUACAUCCUAUCAGCUCACACACCUGCAACCAAAUCACAUUACUUCACAUCACAUCAGUUUACCUCUAACCCAACACCCUCGAGUAUCUCUCUCUCAACCAUGGGUCGCAGACAACGAAACAACUACGCUUAUGCCAGUGGUCCAGUUCUGUACCAACCAGCUGCGCUUGACCAAGCAGGAGUAGGACUGGAUGGAGCUCAGUAUCGCUCAAAGGAUAUACUCGUCAACAGCAAUGGGGUGCAGCCAGUGGGCAACAACGCAUCAUACAGUCCUGUCUAUUACUACGGCUGUCCCUGCGGCCGUCGCCGGUGUCGAAGAUCUUGCGGUAUGGUGGUUGCAGCAGGACCCGCAGCACCACUACCACCAGCAGCCGGACCUCUGGCGGUGAUGGCAGAACGAAGGGGAGGACGACGAUGCGCUUGUGGUCGUGGCCGUGGCCGUGGCCGGGGUAAAGGGUAUGGCCCAAUCUCACUCCUCGUUGAUGGUGUCGUCGGAUUGGCCAAGUUGUGCGCCGAUAAGAGCAGUCAGAAAGACAAGAAAAAUGAGAAAGACGUGGUCGAGCCAGUUAGAGACCGGGAAAAUGUUGAAGAGCGUGAAGAAAAGGGCGAAUGCCAGCACGACCACGAUGAUUACGAUGACGAAUAUGAGGAUGACCAUGAACGCGAACACCUCCGACAGUAUCAGUACCACCCAUCGGAAACGCACACCCACGUCUGCGACGAGGAUGGAUAUGCUGAUGCUGAGCUGCCUUCGUAUCAGGCUGCGGUGGGGAAGUCGCAGAAGAAUCCGAGCUAUUGAUUGGCAUGAUAUCUGGGGAGAGAGUUGACGGAGGAAGGAAUCUGCAUGGGGGGUAGCUUUUCAAUGUGAGUGUAAUAAAAAGGGAGCAGGAGCACCGAGGCGCAAGUGGAUUCAUUUGUUGUAAAAGGGAGAACGGGCGUUUCUAUGGAUGACAGACCGUGGGAAUCGGGUUCAAUGUACUGGCUAGCGGCGUGCUUGAUCGAAAUCGUGUACCUACUAAGCUGUGAUGACUUUUCUUUUCUUUUGAUCGUCUCCUUUCUAUUGCCUUUUAAAUGUAAUGGAUAGCCCCAAUCGUGUGGUCCUUUUGAAGCGUGGUCUGGGUGUUCAACAAUUGUACAACUCUUCUUUCCGA
This is a messenger RNA of Exophiala dermatitidis NIH/UT8656, 1966 nucleotides long. RefSeq lists its product as uncharacterized. Bases 916 to 1614 code for a protein of 232 amino acids. Lineage: Eukaryota; Fungi; Ascomycota; Eurotiomycetes; Chaetothyriales; Herpotrichiellaceae. The transcript has a single exon. The record is from RefSeq and is a predicted model, not a curated record.